GCCCUCCCGCACCGUCCGACGCCCGAGCUGCCCGCGGGCUGGGUCCCCGCGGCCCGAGCCUCCCCGGCCGGGCCCCCAAACGCGGCCGAGAUGACUUCCAAGGAGGACGGCAAGGCGGCGCCGGGGGAGGAGCGGCGGCGCAGCCCGCUGGACCACCUGCCGCCUCCCGCCAACUCCAACAAGCCGCUGACGCCAUUCAGCAUUGAGGACAUCCUCAACAAGCCGUCUGUGCGGAGAAGUUACUCGCUGUGCGGGGCGGCGCACCUGCUGGCCGCCGCCGACAAGCACGCGCCGGGCGGCUUGCCCCUGGCGGGCCGUGCGCUACUCUCGCAGACUUCACCGCUUUGCGCGCUGGAGGAGCUCGCCAGCAAGACCUUUAAGGGACUGGAGGUCAGCGUCCUGCAGGCAGCCGAAGGCCGCGAUGGGAUGACUAUCUUUGGGCAGCGGCAGACCCCUAAGAAGCGGCGAAAGUCCCGCACGGCCUUCACGAAUCACCAGAUCUACGAAUUGGAAAAACGCUUCCUUUACCAGAAGUACUUGUCCCCAGCAGAUCGCGACCAAAUCGCGCAGCAGCUGGGCCUCACCAACGCACAGGUCAUCACCUGGUUCCAGAAUCGGCGUGCCAAGCUCAAACGGGACCUAGAGGAGAUGAAGGCCGACGUGGAGUCCGCCAAGAAACUGGGCCCCAGCGGGCAGAUGGACAUCGUAGCACUAGCGGAACUGGAGCAGAACUCGGAGGCCGCAGGCGGUGGCGGCGGUGGCUGCGGCCGGGCCAAAUCGAGGCCGGGUUCUCCGGCUCUCCCCACAGGCGCACCGCAGGUCCCCGGCGCCGGGCCCUUGCAGCUCUCUCCUGCCUCUCCGCUAACGGACCAGCGGGCCAGCAGCCAGGACUGUUCGGAGGACGAGGAGGACGAAGAGAUCGAUGUGGACGAUUGAGUGGCGCUCUGGAUCUUGCACCACCCCGGGCUCCUAAGGCCCGCGUGCCCGCCGCCUCCCAGACCCGACCGGACCGCCGAGGGGAGCUGGGACCU
Molecule: messenger RNA, 1031 nt
Organism: Dipodomys spectabilis (banner-tailed kangaroo rat)
Lineage: Eukaryota; Metazoa; Chordata; Mammalia; Rodentia; Heteromyidae
Gene: Lbx1
Product: ladybird homeobox 1
Exons: 2
Coding region: 91-936 (281 amino acids)
Biological process (GO): regulation of DNA-templated transcription
Molecular function (GO): DNA binding; DNA-binding transcription factor activity, RNA polymerase II-specific
Source: RefSeq, a predicted model, not a curated record